GCCAAUCCGUUACUAGGACAACGAGAUCUUCACCGUCUCAUAGGCAAAAAUCAAAGCCAAUCAAGAGCCACGCCUUCAUCUUGAGUCAGCACCCAAUUACUGUUCGAAGACCCCGGAGGACGCAGUCGCGAUUGGCCAUCCUCUCGCCCGACCUGGCCACAACAAGUUAGGCUGAGUCGCAGUUAUAUUCACCGGCGGCGGAGCACGCGUGUGUGCGGACGCAGUUGCGUGAGGGGUUUCUGUCGGUCUUACGUACUGUGGAGCAAAGCUUGUUCCUCUCCCACUUAGCCGCGCAGGGGCUUCAGUCUGGCCCUGCACCAGGAGGAGGCUUUCAUUUAGGGAUGGGAGCAGCGCGGUAGUUCAGCAAGUCUUUCGGAUCGCAAACUAAAAGAGCCGCAGCUCGGUUAUACAGGGGAUGGAGAAGGAGCAGCGAGUGCAUGAAUAACUAGCAGUAAUAUAACUAAUGUUCUUCCAAAGUCCUCACUGCCCAGCGCUGAGCUGAGCUACUUGCCGGCUCUCAGUUAAUGCAACGACCCGACACGGUUGAAUUGACCAAAGCGAUGGUUAUGGAGAAGCCUAGUCCCCUGCUGGUCGGGCGGGAAUUUGUGAGACAGUAUUACACACUGUUGAACCAGGCCCCAGACAUGCUCCAUAGAUUUUAUGGAAAAAACUCUUCUUAUGUGCAUGGGGGAUUGGAUUCAAAUGGAAAACCAGCAGAUGCCGUCUACGGACAGAAAGAAAUUCAUAGGAAAGUGAUGUCACAAAACUUCACCAACUGCCACACCAAGAUUCGUCAUGUUGAUGCCCAUGCCACUCUAAAUGAUGGGGUGGUGGUCCAGGUGAGGGGAUUGCUCUCUAACAACAACCAGGCUUUGAGGAGAUUCAUGCAGACAUUUGUCCUUGCUCCUGAGGGUUCUGUUGCAAAUAAAUUUUAUGUUCACAAUGAUAUCUUCAGAUACCAAGAUGAGGUUUUUGGUGGUUUUGUCACUGAGCCUCAGGAGGAAUCUGAGGAAGAAGUAGAGGAACCUGAAGAAAGACAACAGACACCUGAGGUGGUACCUGAUGAUUCUGGAACUUUCUAUGAUCAGAGUGUCAGCAAUGACUUGGAAGAACAUUUAGAGGAGCCUGUUGCUGAACCAGAGCCUGAUCCUGAACCAGAACCAGAACAAGAACCUGUAUCUGAAAUCCAAGAGGAAAAGUCUGAGCCAGUGUUAGAAGAAACUGCCCCUGAGGAUACUCAGAAGAGUUCUUCUCCAGCACCUACAGACAUAGCUCAGACAGUACAGGAAGACUUGAGGACGUUUUCUUGGGCAUCUGUAACCAGUAAAAACCUUCCACCCAGUGGAGCUGUUCCAGUUACUGGGAUACCACCUCAUGUUGUUAAAGUACCGGCUUCACAGCCCCGUCCAGAAUCGAAGCCUGAAUCUCAGAUUCCACCACAGAGGCCUCAAAGGGAUCAAAGAGUGCGAGAACAACGAAUAAAUAUUCCUCCACAGAGGGGACCCAGACCAAUCCGUGAGACUGGCGAGCAAGGUGAUGUUGAACCCCGAAGGAUUGUGAGACAUCCUGAUAGUCACCAGCUCUUCAUUGGCAACCUGCCUCAUGAGGUGGACAAGUCAGAGCUUAAAGAUUUCUUUCAAAAUUAUGGGAAUGUGGUGGAGCUGCGCAUUAACAGUGGUGGGAAAUUACCCAAUUUUGGAUUCGUUGUGUUUGAUGAUUCUGAGCCUGUUCAGAAGGUCCUUAGCAACAGGCCCAUCAUGUUCAGAGGUGAGGUCCGUCUGAAUGUCGAAGAGAAGAAGACUCGAGCUGCCAGGGAAGGGGACCGCCGAGAUAACCGCCUGCGGGGACCUGGAGGCCCUCGAGGUGGGCUUGGUGGUGGAAUGAGAGGCCCUCCCCGUGGAGGCAUGGUGCAGAAACCAGGAUUUGGAGUGGGAAGGGGGAUUGCUCCAAGGCAGUGAUUGUUCUUCAUUGAUCUUCAUGCAGCAGUACAAAUCCUAGUUCCUGCAGAAUGGUGAAUUUCUUCAACCAGCCUUUGGUAUCUUGGAGUAUUACUCUAGUCUGUUAUAAACUGCUUAAGUUUGUACAAUUUUACUUCUUGUGUUACUGGUGUGUGCUCAUCUUUUCCCUUUCCUCUGCUGACUUUUUAGUCCUUCACUUCCAAUUUUGUGGAAUGAUAUUUUAGGAGUAAUGGAUUUUUAAAGAAGAAAGAAAAAAAAAAAAGACAAUUUCCUUGCUUUGCAUAUAGAGACUGGAUUUUUUUAACAGCCAUUUCCCCAAAGGAAUGUGUCGCUUAUUACUGACAUUUGGUAUCUUUCAUUCAUUGGAAUAUUUCUUAUUUUCUACGUGUUUCUAAAAGCCUGUUAGAAAUACAGGAUUUGAUAGAACAUUUUGAAGGCAGAAAAUACCCAAAUUGUUACUUUGAGAGUCAUGACUUCCUUCUGGUGUGGAGAAAUUGCCAUUGGAAAAUUUGACAAGUUUGAUUCUUGCUGGAAUUGUUAAAAACUGAAUAAAAGGUGUUAAUAGACUUCUUCUUUUGAUAUGAUCACAAAACAAUUCUAAAGCCUACUGUUUUUACCAUUGACAUUUAAAUUGUGAGGUAGGUUUUAAAUGUCUGGAAUGCAACUGAUACAUGCUUUUCUUGAACUGUUAGAUUUUUUGAAGUAGUUUUUUCAUGUUUAAUUUGUAUUUGUAAGAAAACAAAAAACAAACAAAAAAAAAUCCCCCCAAUCUGAAUUACAAAAAAACAGAGGAGAACUGUUGUGCCUUCUAUUUAUCUUUGAUUUCAGUUUUGGCAGUUGUUAAAAGUAAAAUAAAAAAAAAAUAGAUUUGUUUUAUCAGGUUCAGAGUAUGUGGGAAAUUGCAGAAUUCCUUUUUUCAUCACCUUGUAUAUCUUCUGUUAACAUUUGUUAUGCCUUAUUCUAAAAUUGAGUCUCAAAACUGGAAUGCCUUUGAGGACAGAUGCUUCUAUAGAAGUCCUUUGACCUAAAUAGUUCAGCAUUUGUAUUAAGUUUUAUUUUUGGUAUAUAAUCAGAUUCCUAAUCAUAGCCCAUAAGAAGGAAUGUGACUUUAAUAUUGGAUUUUGCUGAUGUGCUUGAGUGUCUGCAGCUUUUUUCUUUAAAUCAUAGCCACAUGGUAAAUUUUCUAUUUUGUUAUGGUUUUCUUUUAUUGAUGGGCAUGCAGUGGGUGUUUCUUGGAAAUGGCCAAUUUUUAUUAAAAUAUUUCUGGAAGAAAACUUAA
Messenger RNA from Tupaia belangeri chinensis (Chinese tree shrew), 3237 nucleotides. RefSeq names its product G3BP stress granule assembly factor 1 (gene G3BP1). Bases 525 to 1958 code for a protein of 477 amino acids. The transcript has 13 exons. Lineage: Eukaryota; Metazoa; Chordata; Mammalia; Scandentia; Tupaiidae. Gene Ontology annotation, molecular function: mRNA binding. The record is from RefSeq and is a predicted model, not a curated record. Gene Ontology annotation, cellular component: cytosol; ribonucleoprotein complex.